Messenger RNA from Otolemur garnettii (small-eared galago), 2075 nucleotides. RefSeq names its product UPF3A, regulator of nonsense mediated mRNA decay (gene UPF3A). The coding region runs from base 603 to 1811 and encodes 402 amino acids. Gene Ontology annotation, biological process: nuclear-transcribed mRNA catabolic process, nonsense-mediated decay; positive regulation of translation. Gene Ontology annotation, cellular component: nucleolus; cytoplasm. Gene Ontology annotation, molecular function: telomeric repeat DNA binding. The transcript has 10 exons. The record is from RefSeq and is a predicted model, not a curated record. NCBI's taxonomy places the organism in Eukaryota, Metazoa, Chordata, Mammalia, Primates, Galagidae.
AGCGGGAGAACUGGCAGUAGCAAAGCAAGGUGCUUUCGUUCUCAGUUGUUUUGUUUUAGGUACCUGGGGAGAAGAUGCUGUAAACGCAAGCCCCUUUGAAACUACACCCAACAUGAACAAAGAUAAUAUAUGGGAAAACAGGGAGGGGAGAUGCAUUUAAAAAUAACUUGCGAGUCAAUUAUUGUAACCGAAGUUACUGCCUGAGAAACAAAAAUGUGAACUCGGUUCUGAAGCCGCCCCAGGAAGGAGUCUGAGGCCUGGAGUAAAAGCGCUCAGCGAACCCUGACCGGCAGGAUGGGCUGCGAGGGUUCGUAGUACGCUGGUCUCGGACCCAGCCCCCACAGUGCGGUGGACCUUCCUGGGGCCGACUCCUGGCGGUCUCGGCACCUUGCCCCCUGCCGGAACCCGCCUACGGACCGCAAACUUCGGCACCCAGAGCUCGAGGUCCAGACCAGCGCCCAAAUGAGCGCCUACAGAGAAUCUUGUCGACUCCGCGGGGAACCCGGAGCGCCCUAGUCCAACGUGGCGGGGGAGGGGCGAGCUCGAGUUCUCGCGAGUUUUCGUCCUGGCUCUGGCGCCGACAAGUUCGCGGCGGAGGCGAUAUGCGGUCUGCAGAAAGGGCCGGAGGCCUGGAGACGACCGUUGCCGCGCGGAGCCCGUGCGGGACGGACAAGCUCUCAACCCCAGACGGUCAGUUCCGCCGUGAGUCGCCGCGGCGAGAGCCUGAGACACUGCCAGCCUCAUUCUUGAGCUGUGGGGGCGGUGUAGGCAAACCUCGCGAGGAAAAGAAGACGGCCCUAAGCAAGGUGGUCAUCCGGCGGCUUCCCCCUGGUCUCACCCAGGAGCAGCUGCAGGAGCAACUGCGCCCGCUGCCCGCGCACGACUAUUUCGAAUUCUUCUCGGCUGACCUCAGUCUUUAUCCUCAUCUCUACUCAAGAGCAUACAUUAAUUUUAGAAAUCCUGAUGACAUCCUUCUUUUUAGAGAUCGUUUUGAUGGAUAUAUCUUCAUUGACAGUAAAGGUCUGGAAUAUCCUGCUGUGGUAGAGUUUGCUCCGUUCCAGAAGAUAGCCAAAAAGAAGCCUAAGAAAAAAGAUGCCAAGACCGGGAGCAUCGAAGAUGAUCCAGAAUAUAAGAAGUUUUUAGAAACUUAUUGUGUGGAGGAAGAGAAGGCCAUUGCCAACCCUGAAACUCUCCUGGGAGAGAUAGAGGCAAAAACGAGAGAACUCAUUGCUAGAAGAACCACACCUCUUUUGGAAUAUAUUAAAAAUAGAAAAUUAGAAAAGCAGAGAAUUCGAGAGGAGAAGCGAGAAGAGCGGAGAAGGAGGGAGUUAGAGAAGAAACGUUUGCGGGAAGAGGAGAAAAGAAAAAGAAGAGAAGAAGAAAGGUAUAAAAGAAAAGAGGAAGAUAAACAGAAGAAAACUACUGAGAAAGAGAUAAGAAUUAAGCUUCUUAAGAAACUGGAAAAGGGAGAGGAACCAACCACAGAGAAACCCAGAGAAAGAGAAGAAAUUGAUGUUGGAGAUGGAAAACACGAAGCCCGUGCUGCUUGUACAGUUGCAAAAGCUGGACCCUUGGAGAGCUGCCUAGAGGAGCCCAGGGAGAAGUCACAAAAUGUCAGUGACAAAGAGCACAGGGACAUGGACAGAAGGUCUCGAGAAAAAGAACCGGAAGCACAAAGACAGCUUACGGACGACAACAGGAAGCACAGAGCUCACCGCCAGCUGGGCGGGCUCUCGGGGAGGAGUGAAGAUGAGCCAAGAUGGGCGAAAGCAUCUGCCCCAGACAGAGAGAGGGAGGUAACACAACUUUAAAUAAGACAGAAUCAGACAUUCUUCCACCAACCCUGGGACAUCUCCAUAAUUGAAGCUUCCUUUACUCUCUUCUGUUAUUAAAAAAUGGGCCCCACAAGAAUGUAACCACUUUGCCUCAUCAGCCCUGUCCCCUGCAUUUCCCCCUUCUCUCUCUGCCUUUGAAGUGCUGGCUGUUCCAAUUUACCCACACGAAAAAGAGCCACAGUUUGUCGUUUUCCCAGGAAGGUAGUCAAAAUCUUGGAUUAAUAAACCUUCAUUCAUUGA